AUGCUCAAUCCAGACCUAAUCUAAGAAUUUGAAAUGAAUGGAUACAAUUUACCAAAAAUGGAUAAAGUAUAAUGUAUCAAUCAAAUUAAAUACUUACUUUAAACUCAUCCUAUAGAUUUUGACUUUAUUGUAGCUAAUACUAAAUUAACAACCAAUUAAAAGAAUAUAUUGUAAUAAUAAACACAUAUUUCAAAUAUCCUUAACUCUCCUAAUGAUUAUAAGUUUACAUGUCCACUUUUUGAUUUCAAAUAAUUGAAUGAAUUACUUCCUAAUAAAAAUAGAUUAAAGAUAAAUGAAAUUAAGUCUAAAGUUGAAAACCUUUUAAAUAAUAGUCAUAUAGAUCCACCAUAAACAAUUAAAAAAAGGUAUAAUAAAUUUAUUUAAUAUAUCAAUUAGAUGGUGGACAGAAGAUGAAGAUCAAUAACUUAAAGAUUUAGUCUCUUAAUAUGGUGCUAAAAAUUGGAAGAAAAUAGCAUCCUUUUUUUAAGACAGAACAGAUGUAUAAUGUUUGCAUCGUUGGCAAAAAGUUCUUAAUCCUGAUCUAGUUAAAGGUCCUUGGACUCAAGAAGAAGAUGAACUUUUAGGUAAAUUAGUACUUGGUUAUGGUCCUAAGAAUUGGAGUCAAAUUGCCAAACAUUUACCAGGAAGAAUAGGAAAAUAAUGUAGAGAAAGGUAUAUUUAAAAUAUUAAAUAAGAUUUCAUAAUCAUUUAGAUCCAAAGAUUAAUAAAGAAAGAUGGACAGAUGAAGAAGAUUAAACUAUUAUAGAAGCUCAUAAAAAAUUAGGAAAUCGUUGGUCUUUGAUUGCUGGAUUAUUGAAAGGUAGAACAGAUAAUUCAAUUAAAAAUCAUUGGAAUAGUACAUUAAAGAGAAGACUUAAAAUGUAAAAUAGAUGGGAAGAUUUGUAAGUAUUAUAGAAUUAAGAUGAUACAUAAAUUAAAGGAAUUCCAAGAAGACAUAUGUAAAGAAAAAUUAUUUAUUAAAAAACACCAGUCAAAAUGAUUAAACAUGAUCCUGUAUCAAGGUAAUUGAAUUUUUAAACUCCAUAAUAAUCUCCAUCAAGUAAAUAUAAUAAUUAUUAUUUUUAUCUAGAAAUGGAAUAAAUUUCAAAGAGUUUAUUUAUUGUAUUCCCAAAUUUAAAUUCAAAGUUACUAAAUCUCUCAAGUUCGAUUCUUAUCAAAUAGUUGAGUGAGUUGGUUAAUUUUGAUCUUGAUUUCAAUAAACAAUAUAGUUAUGAAUGA
Molecule: messenger RNA, 1239 nt
Organism: Paramecium primaurelia
Lineage: Eukaryota; Ciliophora; Oligohymenophorea; Peniculida; Parameciidae
Source: the annotation of a GenBank genome assembly